AUGGCGUCGACGGUGUUAGCGAGUAGGAAUCAGACGAGCUACGGACAUCAAUCAUUCAUGGGGGAAAUCCCUAAUUAUUCCAAUAAUAAUCCUCGUCAUCUGAACCCUAACCUUAACCCUAACCCUAACCAAAAACCCAAAUCAAACAAGAAGAAGCAUUUCCCCAACGCCGCUAUUAACGGCAGGCCACACAACCACAAUUCUCAUCCUGUUGAUUCUUGCGCGGUGGUUGUGAGUCAAGCCGCGUCGGAUGACGCGUAUUCGUUCAACCAAAGGCCGAUUGAGACCAGCGGGGGUGCCGGAUAUGGAAAUAGUUUCAACCAUGGGGGAUAUGUAAGCUACAACGUUUCUGCGUGUUCGAAAAGCGAAAUUAAUGAGCUACGGAAGAAAUUGGUUGCGGAUCUUGAGAGAAUCCGGAACCUAAAUGAUCGGAUUCACGCUGGCGAUUUAAACCCUAGAUCAACCAACGGAAAAUUCAAGAAACUGUCGGGUAAUAAACGGCAGCCAUCUACGAUGCCGUUUGGAUCUAGCAACAAAGAGCCGAAACAUUUCCGUCAAGGUUUGGUAAACGGCAGUGCAGGAGGAGGUGAAGCGGACGAGAAUUUGUUAAAGAUGUGCAGACAGGUAUUGACGAAGUUGAUGAAGCACAAGCUUAGCUGGGUCUUCAACAAACCGGUGGACGCUGCUGCUCUAGGGCUUCACGAUUAUCAUCAAAUUAUCAAGCGUCCGAUGGAUUUAGGCACGGUUAAAUCGAAUUUGUCAAGGGGUUUAUACGCAUCUCCGUUGGAUUUCGCCUCUGAUGUGAGACUGGUCUUCGAAAACGCGAUGCUUUAUAACCCUAGAACAGAUGAAGUUCACGGAAUGGCGGAUCAACUGCUCACGCAUUUUGAAGAGUUAUUUAGACCAAUCCAGGCGAAAUUGGCAACCCUUCACGUUGUGAAUGAGUUUUCAGCCGUUGAAGAAUUAGAUGGUAGUUCUUGGGACGACAUUCAAACCCCUGAAAGAUCAAAGAAGAUGAAAACCGCAGCUCCAGUCGCUCCUUCCAUUUCAAACAAACAAAACCACUCAACCGCUUCAAACCCGAUAAUCCCACCCGCUGUCCAGUCUCCCGUACGUUCUCCAUCUCCAUUGCCAAUGCAGCCUGUAGAACCAGUGAAACCGUUAUCCACAUCAACAAGAUCAGCCAUCGGAAAGCUACCAAAGCCCAGAGCUAAAGAUCCAAAUAAACGAGAAAUGAAUAUGGAAGAGAAGCAGAAACUAGGGUUAGGCUUGCAAAGUAUGCCUCAAGAAAAGAUGCCACAGUUAGUCCAGAUUAUUAGAAAAAGAAACGACCAUUUAGCACACGAAGGUGAUGAAAUCGAGCUAGACAUUGAAGCUCUCGACACAGAAACACUUUGGGAGCUUGAUCGGUUCGUGACAAACUGGAAGAAACUCGUGAGCAAGACAAAGAGACAAGCUUUGUUGGUGAACAACACCUCAGCGGUAGGGGCUAGCGUCUCAGCCGACAUUGACGAUGCUCCGGUAAUGGAGAAAAUUGAUGGAAUGAAGAAGAGCAAGAAGGAAGCUGGAGAAGAGGAUGUUGAUAUAGGUGAUGAGAUGCCGGAGAGCAGUUUCCCACAUGUGGAGAUUGAAAAAGACGAAGGUGGUGGACAAGGUCAAGGUACAGGAGGAGGAGGACAUGGGAAUAAUGAGAAUGGAAGUAGCAGUUCGAGUAGUUCAAGCAGCUCAAGUAGUGAUUCAUCUUCCUCUAGUGAUUCAGACUCAGGGAGUUCUUCUGGGAGUGAUUCGGAUGCAGAUGAUGCACAAUCUUGACAUGAAACGAUGAAAAAUGUAAUGUGAUUUGAAUCAAGAAAACCGCGAUUGCAGAAUCAUCUUUUAAUCAAAUGGAAUGGAAGUGAAAAAAGGCUCGAGAGAUAUUGAGAAGUGAAAAAGCUCGGAUGGAUGUAAUUAGCGAGAGAAGACCCGUUGUAAUUGGGUUGAUUUUAGGGAGGUGAAAAACUGAAAAUGGAGGUGAAGGUAGAAGAAGAAGAAGAAGAAGAAAAGGAAGAUAGUUAUAAGUUGAGUUUGAGUUGAGGGAGGGAUAUGAUAUUGAGAUAUGAGAUAUGAUGAUGGUCUUGUGUGUACAUAUGACCAAAACAAGGCAAA
Lactuca virosa is the source of this 2145-nucleotide messenger RNA. Lineage: Eukaryota; Viridiplantae; Streptophyta; Magnoliopsida; Asterales; Asteraceae. The record is from the annotation of a GenBank genome assembly.